This is a messenger RNA of Lodderomyces pseudojiufengensis, 492 nucleotides long. The record is from the annotation of a RefSeq genome assembly. Lineage: Eukaryota; Fungi; Ascomycota; Pichiomycetes; Serinales; Debaryomycetaceae.
AUGACUUUAAUCAGUGGAAUUUGUAGCCUUUUGGCUUUAAGUCUAUUAUCACCAGUACAAAGUAUUGUUAGUUUAAUAGCACUUUUUGUUAGUGUAGCUAUCACAUUAUAUUCAUCUGGAUUUGAAUUACUUGGUAUCUUAUAUAUAUUAGUAUAUGUAGGAGCUAUAGCUAUUUUAUUUUUAUUUAUAUUAUCUUUAUUAAAUAUUGAAUAUAGUUAUAAAGGUACAUUUAAUAAAAAAAUAGUUUAUGUUUUAUUAAUAUGUUUAAUACCUUUAGAUUUAUUAUAUGAAACUUUUGAUACAAUAGAUAAUAUCAAUUAUAAUAUAGUUGAAAAUAUUAAUGGUAUUUAUAAUACUAGUUCAUUACAGAAUUGAGAUUUAGAAUUAACAACAGUAGGUACUGUAUUUUACACAGAAUAUGCGAUACCACUUGUACUAAUUGCUAUAGUGUUAGUAUUAUCAGUUAUAGGGGCAAUAGCAAUAACUAAAUAA